Molecule: messenger RNA, 8247 nt
Organism: Sorex araneus (European shrew)
Lineage: Eukaryota; Metazoa; Chordata; Mammalia; Eulipotyphla; Soricidae
Gene: DCLK1
Product: doublecortin like kinase 1
Exons: 18
Coding region: 345-2537 (730 amino acids)
Biological process (GO): protein phosphorylation; intracellular signal transduction
Molecular function (GO): protein kinase activity; ATP binding
Source: RefSeq, a predicted model, not a curated record
UGCGUGCGGCCCCAGAAGGGCGGGGGCGCCGGGGCGCGCUCGCGGCUGCGGGAAGGGGGGAGCGAAGGGAGCGCGCCCGCCGCCGCCGCCCUGCUCGGGAGAGAGGCAGGAGUGAGGCUGUGCGAAGCGCCGCAUUUCAAUGAGGACGGAGCGCGGCUCAGCCCUGCUCUAGCGGCUGCCGCCCAGACGCCCGCGCUCCCGCAGCUGCUGCAGCCCGGCCCCGGCCCCUGCCCCGCCGUCGUCCCCGCAGCCGCGGACAGCAGCAGGAGGCGACCCCUGCGCCGCACAAAGACCCCCAACCCGGGCAGCAUCUCUCCGCCGACCGGUUCAACUUUGACUCCAUCAUGUCGUUUGGCAGAGAUAUGGAGCUGGAGCACUUUGAUGAGCGGGAUAAGGCACAGAGGUACAGCAGAGGGUCGCGGGUGAACGGGCUGCCGAGUCCCACACACAGCGCCCACUGCAGCUUUUACCGAACCCGCACUCUGCAGACCCUCAGCUCCGAAAAGAAGGCCAAGAAAGUUCGAUUUUAUCGAAAUGGAGAUCGAUACUUCAAAGGGAUUGUCUACGCCAUCUCCCCAGACCGCUUCCGAUCUUUUGAGGCCCUGCUGGCUGAUUUGACCCGAACUCUGUCAGAUAAUGUGAAUUUGCCCCAGGGAGUGAGAACAAUCUACACCAUUGAUGGGCUCAAGAAGAUUUCCAGCCUGGACCAACUGGUGGAAGGAGAGAGUUACGUGUGUGGCUCAAUCGAGCCCUUCAAGAAAUUGGAGUACACCAAGAAUGUGAACCCCAAUUGGUCAGUGAAUGUCAAGACCACCUCUGCUUCUCGGGCUGUAUCCUCCCUGGCCACUGCGAAAGGGAGCCCUUCGGAGGUGAGAGAGAAUAAGGAUUUCAUUCGACCCAAGCUGGUCACCAUCAUCAGAAGUGGGGUGAAGCCGCGCAAAGCUGUCCGAAUCCUGCUGAACAAGAAAACUGCUCAUUCCUUUGAGCAGGUUCUCACCGAUAUAACUGAUGCCAUCAAGCUGGAUUCAGGAGUGGUGAAACGCCUGUAUACUCUGGAUGGGAAGCAGGUGAUGUGCCUUCAGGACUUUUUUGGUGACGAUGACAUUUUUAUUGCAUGUGGACCGGAGAAGUUCCGUUACCAGGAUGAUUUCUUGCUAGAUGAAAGUGAAUGUCGAGUGGUGAAGUCUACUUCUUACACCAAAAUAGCAUCAUCAUCCCGCAGAAGCACCACCAAGAGUCCCGGGCCUUCCAGGCGCAGCAAAUCCCCUGCUUCAACCAGCUCAGUUAAUGGAACCCCUGGUAGUCAGCUUUCUACUCCGCGCUCCGGCAAGUCGCCCAGCCCAUCACCCACCAGCCCUGGAAGCCUGCGGAAGCAGAGGAGCUCUCAGCAUGGUGGCUCCUCGACUUCCCUUGCAUCCACCAAAGUCUGCAGCUCUAUGGAUGAGAAUGAUGGACCUGGAGAAGGUGAAGUGUCGGAGGAAGGCUUCCAGAUUCCAGCCACAAUAACAGAACGAUAUAAAGUUGGAAGGACAAUAGGAGAUGGAAAUUUUGCUGUUGUCAAGGAAUGUGUCGAAAGGUCAACAGCUAGAGAAUAUGCUCUGAAAAUUAUCAAGAAAAGCAAAUGUCGAGGCAAAGAGCACAUGAUCCAGAAUGAGGUAUCUAUCUUAAGAAGAGUGAAACAUCCUAAUAUUGUUCUUCUGAUUGAAGAGAUGGAUGUGCCCACUGAGCUGUAUCUUGUCAUGGAAUUAGUAAAGGGAGGAGACCUCUUUGAUGCCAUCACUUCCACUAACAAAUACACGGAGCGAGAUGCCAGUGGAAUGCUCUACAACCUGGCCAGCGCCAUCAAAUACCUGCACAGCUUGAACAUUGUCCACCGAGACAUCAAACCAGAGAACCUGCUGGUAUAUGAGCACCAAGAUGGCAGCAAAUCGCUAAAGCUGGGUGACUUUGGACUGGCCACUAUUGUAGAUGGUCCUCUAUACACAGUCUGUGGUACCCCCACAUACGUGGCUCCAGAAAUCAUUGCAGAGACUGGAUAUGGCCUCAAGGUGGACAUCUGGGCAGCUGGUGUAAUCACUUACAUCCUGCUGUGUGGUUUCCCUCCAUUCCGUGGAAGUGGUGAUGACCAGGAGGUGCUCUUUGAUCAGAUUUUGAUGGGACAAGUGGAUUUUCCUUCUCCAUACUGGGAUAAUGUUUCUGAUUCUGCAAAGGAGCUCAUCACCAUGAUGCUGUUAGUCAAUGUUGAUCAGCGAUUUUCAGCUAUGCAGGUCCUUGAACAUCCUUGGGUUAAUGAUGACGGCCUCCCAGAAAAUGAACAUCAGCUGUCGGUUGCUGGAAAGAUAAAGAAGCAUUUCAACACAGGCCCCAAGCUGAAUAGCACAGCAGCUGGAGUUUCUGUCAUAGCACUGGACCACGGGUUUACCAUCAAGAGAUCAGGGUCUUUGGACUACUACCAACAACCAGGAAUGUAUUGGAUAAGACCACCGCUCUUGAUAAGGAGAGGCAGGUUUUCCGACGAAGACGCGACCAGGAUGUGAGGAGCUGGUACAAGGCACAGCCCGCUCCACCCGAACUCAACUCGGAAUCAGAAGACUACUCCCCAAGCUCCUCCGAGACUGUUCGCUCCCCCAACUCACCCUUUUAAUAACACCCUUUCACUCGAAGUUCUAGCUUAACCCUUUGAGACUCUGAGAUUUUUCCCCCCAAAUUUAUGUCAAACCAGUUUCAUCUGAUCCAUCUAGCACUGAACUGCUUGAAUGGAACCACAGAAAGUGUGUUUUCUGGUAUCUUUGUAGCAAUUCCCUUUUGCUGACUGAGAUGAUCUGUUGUUUGUGAGGAUGGCUACUUGCUGCUAACAGGGUCCUCAAAGGGUUAAAGCUAACUUUGCAACGUUUUUUAAGCAUAGAAGCAAUGAAUGUUUUCAUCCCUCAAGCUAAGAUCUGCAGUUUGUAAUGUAUAGCACGAUUAACCCUCUGAGUGCAUAGAAUUGUCUGGAGAACCCUUGGGGAAUGUGUCUGGCUUUUGGAGGUAUAUGCAUAUGUGUCUUGAUUUUGCUGCAGAUCAAGGAAUGCUCUUAGAUGCUGAGAUGUCCAGACAAGAAGGGCAUCUAGAAAUAUUUCUCGCUUGUCCAUUGUGUGUGUGUGGUGGUGGUGGUGGGUGGUGGUUAGAACAUGACAGGUUUAUGACUUAGGCAUGGCACCCCUCUUUCUUCUUCACAAUCCUCUUACAAAAGUGACUUUUAAACUUAGAGGGCUGACUGUCAGCUGCUGUGAGCCCUGCAUCCAAGGCGAGGAAACAGGGUUUGUGGCAAACAGCCUCACAUGGGAAAAUGAUGGUUCCUCCACUCCCACCACCACCACCAAAUAGGCUCCAUAGGAAAAUAUGCUGACAAUGCCCAGAUAUGCUGCUGCCACAUCAGCUGUUGCUAGUCCAGAGAAAGUCCUCAGGACUAUCCUUGUGCAUGGGGAGGGAGCAUCUGCCUGCUCCACGUGAGCUAUGUUCAGGGAAGAAACAACUGGUGGAAAAGAGCAAUAAAUUGCCAGGUGCUCCAUAGGGCUGUGAUUCCAAACAAAAAGAGGCAACUUGAUUUUGUUCUUUCUUGAACUCAUUUUAUUUUUCAUGCACUGAAGUUCUUGUCAAAAUCACAUAGAACGUGCCAACCAUAUAGAGGAGCUCUGGGGUCAAGGGGGACAAGAGACAAGUGCUUUGCAAGAUGGUUGAGGAAAAAUUACUAUGGGAAGAUAAUCCAGAAUGUUCUAAAGGGGUCAUUAAGAAAAUAAACAUCUGAUAAAAUAAUUCUAUGUGUACCCGAAGGUCACUUAUGUAGAAUCUUCUAGAGAGAGCAGGAUGAGGGACUUCAAAGCUACCCCUGAGGAUAAAACUUUUGGUUUUGGACCUUUUCUCAACACUGUCUUCUGUUAUUCAGAGGGAUUGUGUUGUUUUUCCAACUUUGGGCCAACAUCUAACAGGAGUCAAUCUUUCUCCCUUGGCCCAAGUUUCUGGUGGGUUUCUUCUGGAGUUUCAUUUAGAAUAGGGAUGGGCUACUUUCUGCAUUUUCCUGCAGCACCUAGACAGGAGUUAUCUUAAAGGCAAGGCUAUAGCUCAAGCCUUCCUAAGACUCACUCAGCCCUGUGACCAGGAGACAACCAUCGAGUGCUGCCUGAAAGGCCGAACAGCAUUUAUUUUCUCUGCUGUGAAUAUCCGUUCAUAUCUAGAAGUCUGGAAAUUUUCAGAUGACCAUUCUACAGAGAAAAGGUCUUUAUUUCUUUAAUUUUCAAAUACACAAUUAUCUUCAAUUGCUGCUUUUUACUCUUCAUCUCAUAUGUUAAGGUCUAUAGGAGCAGAUUUAAAAAUUGUAAUAUGCCAUGGCUUUUGCCACAUAGUCUCCUCAAGUUUUUGUUUUUCCAUUUUUCCAUUUAUCUCAUCUAAUGUAGAUGUGAUUCACAUAAAAAUAAGCUGAGGGGGAAAUGCAAAUUGCCUACUGAAAAUACAUGCUCUAAUGUGUAAACAGAAGAUUAUUUAUUGAGUUUCCCCUGCUUUGUGAGAGUCCUGAAAACAAGACACAGCAUUCCAAAGUAGCACAAAUCAGAUAGAACGGAGAGGGAGUUGAUGGUGUAGGUUGUUUCUGUAUUAGUAAAAUCUUCUGAGCUAGAAAUAUUUUAAUUGCUGCCUUCUCUAGAAUUCUGAAGCCAAGAACUAUUCAAAGCACAGCUAUGGAGUAGGUACUGGCAUGGCUUCAAUCUAAAUGUGUGAAUUUGAAGACUCCUGUGGGCAGACCUACCUAAAGAGGAUUCUCAUUCUUUCUCUCUCUGAAUUACUGCUUUUCCCUUGGGCAUUACUUGUUUUGCUGUGGCAUCUAGUCUACAGUACCCCUUGUGCACAGCUCAGGCCUCUUCCAGGUCUUAGAGGGGUCUAAGCCACAUCAAACUGGGGGUGGAGGCCAGGGGUAUUUCUGAAUACACCGUAGAGGACAGCUCAGAGGAAAGCAGCGCCCUUUCAGCAUAGGGAUUCCUCUGCAUUGCUGUUGAAUGUGAAUAUACUGAAUAAAUAGUGGAAUGUGACCUGUCAAGUAGAAAUAUUGAGUAAUCAGAUGGAAUGCAGUCUUUUCAGCAUUAACUUAUCAAGAUGCUGAAUGUCUGGGAUGUACUCAGAGGGUUAACAGACAAGCACAAGGCAUGCUGAUUACAUCGGUGUAUCCAGACUGCUUUGCUUUUAGCCAGUGCUUUCUAAUUUUUUUAACAACGUUCUUGGGAUGGUUCAAGUUUGAAAUAACUAAGCGGUUGUGUUCUUUAAGGAAUUUCUAUAAUCAAAUUCAUCUUUUUUUUUAAUUUCACAUUAUCAUAGAACAAAUAUGUAUCAUUAUGGCAGUGUAUUGCUGUAGUGAUCAAUUUCAUCAUCACCACACUUGUUUUCAUGUUUUCUCCAAGUACUGAAUAUAGUUUUUAUGCUGGUGUCCCAGUGAUGGGGACUGUUUUUCCUUUCCUUUAUUGAUACUUGGCAAACCAUAUGGUAUUUUCAAGGGAAUUUUAAGAUGUAUCUUUUCAGUUUGGUAGUAGACUAGUUAAGGAAAAAAUUCUUCAUGAUUUGCAUUGUGUAAAUCACCUGUUAGAUGAAACCUGUCCAAACUGAUGAACCCAUAUUUUUCUCCACAUUGUAGCAGAAAUCAUUUUAUUCAUCAUAAUAAAUAUGUAAUUUGCUCCUUAUCAUUAGAAGGAAGAGUAAGAUUUCAGUCACUGAAAAUGUUUUCACCGUAGCCCUCAUCUAAAACAUGUGGUGCAUUUUAAACUAAGCAGAGAAAACAAAUGCAAAUAAACUAGUGAAAAUGCCUGGUGUUUUGUAUUCAAUGAGAUCUUCUUGCAAACCUGCUUUGUACCCCCACGGGUGGUGGUUAGCAGGCCCGUCAGAGAUUGUUGAAAGAAAGCAAUAUAUCCAGGAAUGAAAGCUAAAAUUGCAAUCCUUUACCCUUUGAGGCAUAUUUCAGUUAGGAAAAACAAAAGAAAAAUUGCUUUAGCUUAGAGGGUCAAGGAGCUGCUAUAUGACCAAGGCUCGUGCCCAUUAAAUCACAGUUGUUGCUGGUCAACGGCACCCACUAGACAACUCUAUCCCCUGCGCUGAAGGGUGAUUGUGCUUCAGGGAGAGUUUUCUUAAUGGUACUGUGGCACCUGCUAGCCCUUCCCUGGGUAAGGAUCUGUCAGCAUUUUCCAUGAUACACUUUUGUUUUCACAGUUUUUUAAUUUAUCCAUAAAGAUGCCCUGGACUGCAGUAGGUGAUGAAGUGUUGAUAGCGAAGAGUCAGGGUUCAUUUCCUUCUCUUCUCUGCCCAAUUCUCCCAAGAAAAGAACAACCAACCAAUCUGGCAUGUCCCUUCCCAACUACCCUUGCCCUUUCAUUGUCCUUUCAGAAUUUUGGAUGGCACUAAGAUCUAAAGUGGUAGUUUAGUUUUAAUACCGUUAUUCAUUUGAAUGGGUGUUUAAAAAAUAGUUGCUUAAUAUACUGUAGAUGGCAUCCCUUUUCUAUCAUUUGUAAAUCUUUAAUUUUUUUAAAUUGUUGCCUAAUAUUUCUUGGUGCAAAGACAUUUUUGCUUAUGUUGGUCAGUUUAGAGGUUAGCCUUUGCUAUCUGUUGUCAGCCAUUUCCUUUAGAAAUUUGAGGAGAAAUACACUCAUAUCCUUAUUUUGUGAGCUGCGAGAGGGUCAUGGACAGAGUUCUUUUGCAGAGAGGAUUUCUGAUUUAAUCAUUGUAUUUCAUGAAGCUAUUCUAGUCUUUGGGCAAAAGAAUGACUAAAAGCACUUCUAAAAUGAACACUUUUGUCAAUGCAGAUUUAAUUAGAAGACAACAGAUUAUCAAGCCUGACCCUUGUUUUGCUUAAAGGCAACUAUCGGAUGCUCUAAAGUUGAGGACAAAUCUGAGGACACAGUAAACAUUUGAUCACUGCAAAUGUGCUUUAAGAAUGGGCUCAAUGGUGCUUAUACAUGAAACAGUAACAAAUGGGGUCCCUGGGACUGUCAGAAAAAAAUCUCUCAUUUGUAUGUAAUUACAUACUUAAGGAGGAGGUGCUUUAAAACCAGUCUUUAUUUUCUAAUCAUCUCAAAUAUGCAACCAUCCAUCCAGUAACAUUAAGGGUCGUAAACUAGUGGGAAAAAGGAAAUUCAGUGUAGAGGCUUAGAAUGCCUCUGGUUGGGGUGAUUUCUUCCGUUGCUGUUUUUUUUUUCUUUUUGGUUGUUGUUGUUAUUGUUGUUGGGCUUCAACCCUGAAGCUGUGGUGAUCAUUUUUCAGUGAGUGAGCUUCUAACUAGCAGGUGUUUUGAUCAUGAGGUUUGCAAUGCCCUACCCUUGGAGAGUGAGAACUCUAGUUUCAUUCUUUUUUCCCUAAAGGAAGAAUUAAUAGUGUCUGCAGUUACACCCAUACCUGUCAAUGUCCUCCACUUACUCUUUUGGUCAACUGAAGUAAGGCCCUUAAUGUUGCUUUAAUGUAAAAUUGUAUAUUUUCGUCUGUGCUAUACUUUAAUAACUUCAAGUAAAUAAUGAUUCUAAAAGCCUUCACUGUAGGUAUUAAAAGAAAGGAGGCUUUAAAAAGCAAUGAUAAAGAUGCUGUGAUGUCAAUUCAUCCCAGUCCAAUCACAUGUGGUAAAAAAAAAAAGACCUUGACUAGUUCUCUAGGGACAAUUUCUCACUUGCCAUUGACAUUAAUCUCUGAUGUAUUCUCAGAAAAAAAACAAAAAGAAAUUGAAACUGGUCCAAGGUUAGAGUCAUAUUCUCAAUAACUAUUUUUUUUAUUUUAUUAGGAAAUUAAUAAUAGCCUUUUUCAUUCUGGCUGAAAGAAAAUUAUUAAAGGAUUAGUUGAGUGUGAAAUUAAAUAGUAUUUUGCUCAUGCAUACUAAAAAGGUGGGCUAGGAACUUGAAGCAUUUAAACAAGUUUCUGAAAGGUUUCAAUUUGGUAUAAGGGGGAAAAUGUGAUGUUUCUUUUGAAAAUACUGAAUAUAUCAGUUGCUGCAUGGAUCAGAUGGCAUAAGUUAAUCUUUGAUUUUCAGAAUCUUAAUGAAAUAACUUUCAAUAGAUUUGUAUCCAUGAAUAAAGCUGGAAUGAGAUCGAAAUUUUUUCCUAAUCUCUAAGUUUAAGCUAAUAAAUGUAGGUUCAUGUGGAAUGAAAUCAUCUGUGAUAUAUUAUGUUCAUUUAUCAACUGAGAUUUUUUUGAUGUUGCCUGUUUUUAUGUAAAACAUGUUCUUAAAGUUAAUAAAAUUAUAGUACUUGG